CAACUGCGCAAAUUCUGGCUUGACUUGUGAGUUGCGGUAACACGUCACGUGACUCCCUGAAAGGGUCAGCAUGUUCUCCCUGAAGAUAUAGGAAGAAAGAAAAUGAACAGGAAUGCCCUGUUGCAGUUAGAACGACUGGUCCAGAUUCACAAUAUUUGCCGACACUUGCACACACUGUGCCUUCCAAAUUCAGCCAGGAUACAAUGGAAGCCUCUGCAUUGCUGCCCACAGUCAGUGUGUCCUGCCAAGUACCACACACAGCUAUGGCAAACAGAUACCUUUAUAAGAGUGGCUCUCUCACAAUACCGAUUUUUGUCAACUAAAGAGAUUCAAUCUACAAAGAAAAAUAAGUUGUCCCCAAUCAAACCCAAGAAAGAAAAACAGGAGGUUGAAAUAUGGCAAAAUAUGACUGUUGGUGAUCUAGCAAAGGCUAUGGAUAAAGAUGCUGAUCACGUGUAUGAGGCUCUGCUACAUACAAGCCUUGAUUUGGAUUCUUUAGAUGAAACAUCCAUUCUAAGUGAGCAGUGGGUGAAGGAAGCUGUUAAGAAAUCUGGGAUGAAGUUAAAGUGGGCAAAGGUGAAAGAAGAAAAAGUCAGGGAAAAUAAAGAUGCUGUGAGGAGGUCUCCUGCAGACCCAGCUGUGUUAGUGUCCAGACCACCAGUAGUUACUAUAAUGGGACAUGUUGACCAUGGAAAAACAACACUGCUUGAUCAGCUAAGGAAAACACAAGUGGCAGCAAUGGAAGCAGGAGGCAUCACUCAGCACAUUGGUGCAUUCAAUGUCCAGUUAACGUCAGGAGAAAAGAUUACAUUCCUUGAUACACCAGGACAUGCAGCCUUUUCAGCAAUCAGAGCCAGAGGAGCCCAUGUCACCGACAUUGUUAUAUUAGUGGUAGCAGCAGAUGAUGGCGUCAUGAAACAAACAAUAGAGUCCAUCGAUCAUGCCAAAAAUGCUAAAGUUCCCAUAAUCCUUGCUAUAAAUAAAUGUGACAAACAUGGAGCAGAUCCAGAGAGAGUAAAGAAGGAACUUCUGUCUCAUGAAAUAGUAUGUGAAGAAUUUGGUGGUGACAUACAAGCAAUACAUAUUUCGGCACUGAAGGGGGAGAACUUGCAGGCAUUAGCAGAAGCUACGGUCACUUUAGCAGAAGUCUUAGAACUGAAGGCUGACCCUACAGGACUUAUUGAGGGAACCAUUAUAGAGAGUCGCUCAGAUAAAGGGAAAGGUCCGGUGACCACAGCCAUUGUACAGAGGGGAACGCUUAAAAAGGGCGCAGUGUUGGUAGCUGGUAAAAGCUGGGCAAAAGUGCGACUAAUGUUUGAUGAGAAUGGCACCUCCUUGAAUCAGGCAGGCCCCAGCUUGCCAGUGGAGAUUGUUGGCUGGAAAGAGCUUCCAUCUGCUGGAGAUGAAAUUCUUGAAGUAGAAUCGGAGCAACGGGCUCGGGAAGUUAUUGAAUGGAGAAAAUAUGUGGAGGAACAAGAAAAGAUAAAGGAAGAUAUGGAAGUAAUUGAAAUUAAGCAAAAGGAACACAGAGAUGCCUACAAGAAACAGUUGGACUCUUACAGUAACUUAAAUUGGAGACAAAGGAAAUCUGCUAUGUACAAGGCCAAUAAGCAGAUGAUGUCCUCAAGGCCUGCAGAGAAUGUAGAGAGUGACAAACUGAUGUUCCCUAUCAUCAUUAAAGGUGAUGUUGACGGUUCUGUGGAAGCCAUUCUCGCUAUUAUAGAUACAUAUGAUGCUGAAGAUCAGUGCCAGCUUGAUUUGAUACAUUUUGGUGUUGGAGACAUUAGUGAAAAUGACAUUGAACUUGCAGAAACAUUUAAAGGUUAUGUAUAUGGCUUCAAUGUGAACUGUAACAAAGCUGUACAGCAGCUUGCAGCCAAAAAAGAUGUUCCAGUCAAGCUUCAUAGGAUCAUUUAUCACCUGGUUGAAGAUUUAAAAGAACAACUCAGUAGUAAAUUGCACCCAAUAUUAGAAGAAAACAUAAAAGGAGUGGCGACAGUGUUGGCUACUUUUGAUGUUACAAUUGGGAAAAAAAAGGUACAAGUGGCAGGUUGCAGAGUCCAGAAAGGAGUGUUGGAUAAAAAGAUGACAUUUAAAUUAAUCCGUGGUACAGAUGUACUCUGGGAAGGAUCUCUAACCUCUCUUAAACACCACAAGGAUGAUGUCCAGACAAUAAAAACAGGAGUUGAAUGUGGCCUAAGUUUGGAUAAAGACAUAGAAGUGAAAACUGGUGAUGAAAUUGUUUGUGUAGAAGAAAAAGAAGUGCAGCAGAAAAUCUCAUGGGACCCUGGAUUUUAAAUAUCUAUUUUUGCCUUCAGGGACAACAAUAAAAUUAUUUCUUUGUAUUUAA
Messenger RNA from Bombina bombina (fire-bellied toad), 2350 nucleotides. It is a transcript of the gene MTIF2, whose product is annotated as mitochondrial translational initiation factor 2. NCBI's taxonomy places the organism in Eukaryota, Metazoa, Chordata, Amphibia, Anura, Bombinatoridae. The record is from RefSeq and is a predicted model, not a curated record. Bases 103 to 2298 code for a protein of 731 amino acids. The transcript is spliced from 14 exons. Gene Ontology annotation, biological process: translational initiation. Gene Ontology annotation, molecular function: GTPase activity; GTP binding; translation initiation factor activity.